CUUCCCAGUUCUCUUUCGUUCCUUCGGUCAUACAGAGCAGUGCUCGCCCUUUGCGUUCUUGAAUUCUCAUUUCACUUCAGGCGUCGUAUUACCGGUUCAGUCAACUCUUGAUCACGACUAGCACCAUGCAUUUCUCCAUCGCUGCCCUUGCUUCCGCCUUCUUGGCCUCUGGUUUGGCCAGCGCUGUGCCUUUGCAGAGCCGCGGCACGAAGAUGAUGUCUUCGAAGCCGCUCACCAACUCCGCCGGCGCUGUGUACUUCAUCACAAACGAGCCCGAUGAGAACAGGAUCAUCGCCGCAAGCAUCAACACGGACGGCACCCUGACCCUGGACCGCGCUGUCUCCACCCGCGGCGUGGGUGCUCAUGGACUGACCGACCCGCUCGGGCCAGAUGCGCUUUUCUCCCAGGGUGCCAUCAAGGCGUCUGCCAAGGGCCAGGUUCUCGCGACCGUCAAUGCGGGCUCCAACACCAUCUCGCUGUUCUCGAUCGACCCGAACGCGCCCACCCACAUCGCGCGCGUCGGCGAGGCCGUGUCGUCCGAGGGCGAGUUCCCGAUGUCGCUCGCGUUCUCCAGCGACGGCAGCCGCCUCUGCGUGCUCAACGGCGGCACCGUGAACGGCGUCAACUGCUACGCGGUCGACAAGAAGGCCGGGCUGAAGGCGCUCCCGAACACGCUGCGCUCGCUCGGGCUGAACCAGACGACGCCCGCGUCGGGCCCCGCCGGCUCCGCGAGCCACCUCGUGUUCAGCGAGGACGGCAAGCAGCUGAUGGCGUCCGUGAAGGGCGUGCCGCCCACCCCCGGCAUGAUCGCAGUCUGGGACGUCGCGGACGACGGCUCGCUCUCGGCGGACUUCAAGCCGCUCGCGCCGCCCACCGGGGGGCUGCUCCCGUUCUCGAUGACGAUCAUCCCUGGCAAGAACGCGGUGCUCACGACGGACCCGGGCGUCGGCUUCGACGUGUUUGACCUGAGCGGCGGGAACUCGAGCUCGGCGGUCACGAUCGACGGGCAGAACGCGACGUGCUGGUCAAGCUUCAGCACGAAGACCGGCAACUUCUACUUGACGGACAUCGGCACUGCGAUUGUGACGGAGGUGAACGUCGACGACAACCUCAAGGCGUCGAUUGUGAAGCAAUACCCGCAGACAAAGGGAGCCGCCACGAUCGACAACGACAUCGCCACCGUCAACGGCAAAGACUUCAUGUUCGUGCUCGCACCAGGCGCACAGACCGUGGAGGUCCUGUCUCUCGACUCUCCCGGAAAUGCACAGCACGUCCAGACCCUGGAUCUGGCCGGCCCCACCAAGGCUGCGGGUGUGACGAUUAACACCAACAACUUGCAGGGCAUGACGGCUUUCAUCCGCGAGUGAUCGUCCGUGUUCUCUUCCGCCCUCAUUAGACCAAUUUCACAUCUGUAGAUCGGAUAUCUUACCAUAUUGUUUAUCUAUAUGCAGUCUACAUGUU
Trametes versicolor FP-101664 SS1 is the source of this 1461-nucleotide messenger RNA. RefSeq lists its product as uncharacterized. The transcript is spliced from 9 exons. The coding region runs from base 126 to 1367 and encodes 413 amino acids. Gene Ontology annotation, molecular function: 6-phosphogluconolactonase activity; protein binding. The record is from RefSeq and is a predicted model, not a curated record. NCBI's taxonomy places the organism in Eukaryota, Fungi, Basidiomycota, Agaricomycetes, Polyporales, Polyporaceae.